GCAGUUAAUGAGAACGGGCCCUCUGGUAGGCUGGGGGAAGCCUUGGGAGGAGUACGACGCAUGCGCAGACCUGGAAACCUUAGAUUUCCCAUUCUCGGUCUACGGUGGGUUUAGAGUCUCGCCGAAUGCUUCCGGCCGGAGGUUCUGCCACACCAAGCCAUGUCUUCCACGAGCACCUGGGCUCUGCUCCGCCUCCCUCCACCACUGAUCAGGAUAUGCUCUGGGUUGAAGUGGGGGCUCAGGCUUCAGAAGCCAGCACUGCUCUUCCCAGGAAUGGCUGCCAGCGCAGUACAGGUGGCAGGCAGGAAGGACUCCCCUGCUCUGCUCCCCCUGAACGAGAGUGAGCUCGAAGAACAGUUUGUGAAAGGACAUGGCCCAGGGGGCCAGGCCACCAACAAGACCAGCAAUUGUGUAGUGCUCAAACACGUGCCCUCCGGCAUUGUGGUCAAGUGCCACCAAACACGAUCUGUGGAUCAAAACAGGAAGAUAGCUCGGAAAGUCCUCCAGGAGAAAGUGGAUGUUUUCUACAACGGUGAAAACAGCCCUGUUCACAAAGAGAAGCUCGAGGCUGAGAGGAGAAAGCGAGAGAGGAAGAAAAGAGCAAAGGAGACUCUAGAAAAGAAGAAAUUAUUAAAAGAAUUACGGGAAGCAAGUCAAAACAUCACCGAGAAAAAGGCUGAUGCUGAUGAUAUACCAAGGGGCUUCCGGGAAUAGAGGUGGCAGUGCCUGGCUCCAGGAUUAUAACAUCUAAAGAGAACAUUCUGGAACUGGAAAAGGUGGCGUAUACCUGCAGUCUCAGCUCUUGGGAGAGCUAAGGCAGGAGGAUUGCUGCAAGGUUCAGAACAACCUCACCUAUAUAGCUAGUUCUGUAGCAGCCUUUCCUAUAUGGUGAGACUGUCCCAAAUACGUAAGUAGGGGCUGCAGAGUUAGCUUAGCAGUUGAGAGAGCUUGCUGUUCUUGCAGAAGACUCAGGUCCAGUUGCCAGUAUUUCACAUGGGGUUGCUCCCAACCUACUGCCUGUAACUACAGCUCCAGGAGACCCAGUGCCACUGUCUGGCCUCCACAGGAAAAAUACACUCUCAUACAUACAAAUCCUUUUUGGGGGGAGGGGGGUCAAGACAGGGUUUCUCUGUAUAGCCCUGGCUGUCCUGGAACUCACUUUGUAGACCAGGCUGGUCUCGAAUUCAGAAAUCCGCCUGCCUCUGCCUCCCGAGUGCUGGGAGUAAGGCAUGUGCUACCACACCCGGCUCACACAAAUCCUCUUAAGAACCUUUUAAAAAUAUCAUCCUGAUGGACUUAACCAAGUUUUUAUCUGCAUGUUCACAUGCAUGGCAGAAAAAGGAAUCAGAUCCCAUUACAGAUGGUGUGAGCCACCAUGUAUUUGCUGGGAAUUGAACUCAGGACCUCUGGAAGAGCAGUCAGUGCUCUUAACCACUGAGUCAUCUCUCCAGCCCCUAGACUUAUUUUUAACUAGUGGAGUGUGGCAUGUGUGCAUGAGUGCACAUGCGCACUGAGGCCAGAAGAGGCAGGUCCUCCGGGAGCUCGAGUCACAGAGGUAGUGAGCUGCUUAACGCUGGUGCUGGGGACUGACCCUGGUGCUCUUCAAGAACAGUAUGCACUUUGAAUGGUGACCCAUCACUUCAGGCCCAGCCAUCAGUUGUUUUUUUGUUUUUUCUAAUGAUUGAACUUUAUGUACGUUGUGGUUCUGCCUGCUUUUAUGUGUGUGACUGUCAGAGCCUCCUGAAACUGGAGUUACAGAGGUAUGAGCUGCCACAUGGGUGCUA
Molecule: messenger RNA, 1784 nt
Organism: Mus caroli (Ryukyu mouse)
Lineage: Eukaryota; Metazoa; Chordata; Mammalia; Rodentia; Muridae
Gene: Mtrfr
Product: mitochondrial translation release factor in rescue
Biological process (GO): translational termination
Cellular component (GO): mitochondrion
Molecular function (GO): translation release factor activity
Source: RefSeq, a predicted model, not a curated record